Molecule: messenger RNA, 1237 nt
Organism: Chenopodium quinoa (quinoa)
Lineage: Eukaryota; Viridiplantae; Streptophyta; Magnoliopsida; Caryophyllales; Amaranthaceae
Product: cationic peroxidase 1-like
Exons: 4
Coding region: 113-1120 (335 amino acids)
Biological process (GO): response to oxidative stress; hydrogen peroxide catabolic process
Molecular function (GO): peroxidase activity; heme binding
Source: RefSeq, a predicted model, not a curated record
UUCUACAGUUUUCAAUUUGCAAUAAUAUAAUCAUAGUUUUAUGAGUUCAACAAAAAUCAUAUAAAUUUGAGUUCAAAGUACCUUUAUUGUUACAAGCUUUCCUAGCUAGCAAAUGCUAAUUACUUGUAAUUUCAUUCAAGUUAAGGCUAUUUUAAACUACAUGGCUCCAUUUGCUAGUCUUUGCAUGUUCUUGCUUCUCGUCUUGUCCUUCACCACCACAACUCAUGCUCAAAGCGGGUUGUCUACAAACUUUUACGAUUCAAGAUGCCCUAAUUUUAACACUAUCGUUCAAUCGGUCAUUAGAGAUGCUAUUGCCAAUGAUCAAAGAAUGGGUGCUUUGUUGCUUCGCCUUCAUUUCCAUGAUUGCUUUGUUGGUGGAUGUGAUGCAUCAAUAUUAGUGGAUAUUCAAGGUGGUGAAAAACAAUCCGUUCACAACGUUGGCUCUCUGCAAGGAUUUGAUGUGAUAGACUCCAUCAAACAACGAGUUGAGGCUACUUGUCCCGGUGUAGUAUCUUGCUCAGAUAUUGUGGCACUUGCUGCUAAAGAGUCUGUUGUUGCGCUUGGAGGUCCAAGCUGGAAUCUUGAAUUUGGAAGAAGAGACUCAACUUCAACACCAAGUGCUGGUGCAGCUGAUACUAAUCUUCCCUUCGGUUCUGAUAACGUCCGUAACCUCGUCUCCUUGUUCUCUCGCAAAGGUUUUUCUGUCCGAGAAAUCGUUGCUCUUUCAGGUGCUCACACAUUAGGGCAAGCUAGGUGCCUAAGGUUCCGUGAUCGAGCCUACAACGAACGAAACAUUCUUCCCGCUUACGCACAAUUCUUGCAAAGUAUAUGCCCCCGAAAUGGUGGUGACAACAACCUUGGUCCAUUGGAUGUUCGUAGUCCGAACGCCUUUAACAAUGAAUACUUUGUGGGUUUAACCAAUUUUGAAGGUCUACUUCACUCAGACCAAGUACUAUUCACCGGUCGCGGAGGCCAAACUGAUCGUGCGGUUCGACUCUAUGCGAGUAAUGAGGGAGCUUUCUUCAAUGAUUUCGCAGCUGCAAUGUUGAAGAUGAGUAGGCUUGGUGUUCAAACGGGCAAUAGCGGAACAAUCAAAAGUAACUGUAGGGCUCUACGUUAAGGACUCACUAUUAUUUUAUCGUCAACAAGUGUGAUAAAAAUAAUAUUAUUUAAUAUAUUUAAAUUGUGUACGAAAAUAAUAAAGAAGUUUUUAUGCAAAAAAUUAAUUUGCUGAUUA